GAUGGUGUGAAGUACAAGUUCGUGAAAACAAUUUUCAGCUGUAAUCAUGUCUACGACACGCGUUAAAACGAGAGAAACCAAAACGGGAGAAAUUAUUGCGUACAGUGAUACAGCCAUACGAAACAAUGCAUCCGCAGUGGAAUAUUGCCGAACUUCCAUGGCAGCAUUAUCGGGAAGUACUGCAGGUGUUUUGGGACUUACCGGUGUGCUAGGAUUUCUGUUCUAUGUGCUGGCCGUUCUAGGCCUGUGGCAGAUGCUGCUAUUGAAGUCGGGAUCCAAUUGGCAGAAGUAUUUCAUCAGCAGGAAAAGCCUUCUCACCCAUGGGUUCCUGAGCGGUCUGUGCACUUACGUACUGUUCUGGACAUUCCUGUACGGUAUGGUGCACGUGUACUGAGCGAACGCGACGUACGCAUCGGGUCACGACGAAAACCUAGGCUAAUACUUUGGUAAAUUAUUUUUUCUCCAAAUACACAUACCAUCUUUUA
Anopheles moucheti is the source of this 485-nucleotide messenger RNA. RefSeq names its product ER membrane protein complex subunit 6 (gene EMC6). NCBI's taxonomy places the organism in Eukaryota, Metazoa, Arthropoda, Insecta, Diptera, Culicidae. Gene Ontology annotation, cellular component: EMC complex; membrane; endoplasmic reticulum. Bases 47 to 394 code for a protein of 115 amino acids. The transcript has 2 exons. Gene Ontology annotation, biological process: autophagosome assembly; protein folding in endoplasmic reticulum. The record is from RefSeq and is a predicted model, not a curated record.